AUGGUGACCAUCCGGAGUGGUUCGGUCUUUAUUCUGGUUCUGCUGGCUGUAUCAUGCCUGGUCAUGGUUGCAAAUGGGGAAGACAAAACGAUUAAAGUGAAGAAAGUGAGGGGAGAGAAAGUGUGCACACAAGGAUGGGAAUGUAGCUGGUGGUCGAAAUUCUGCUGUAACCAGACAAUAUCAGAUUACUUUCAGGUUUAUCAGUUUGAGCAACUCUUUUCCAAAAGAAACACUCCUGUUGCUCACGCCGUCGGUUUCUGGGACUACCAGUCCUUCAUUACGGCUGCUGCUCUCUUCGAGCCUCUCGGGUUUGGUACCACUGGAGGAAAGCUCAUGGGACAGAAAGAAAUGGCUGCGUUCCUCGGUCAUGUCGGCAGCAAAACAUCCUGUGGCUACGGAGUUGCAACAGGAGGGCCAUUAGCUUGGGGACUAUGCUAUAACAGGGAAAUGAGCCCAAGCCAGUCUUACUGUGACGACACGUGGAAAUUCAAGUACCCUUGCAGCCCUGGAGCUGAAUACUACGGACGUGGUGCCUUACCCAUUUACUGGAACUUCAACUACGGUGCAGCUGGAGAAGCUCUUAAGGCUGAUCUCUUGAACCACCCCGAGUACGUUGAGCAGAACGCGACACUGGCCUUCCAAGCUGCAAUCUGGAGAUGGAUGACACCAAUCAAGAAAUCUCAGCCCUCGGCUCACGACAUUUUUGUUGGAAACUGGAAACCAUCGAAGAACGACACUUUGUCCAAACGUGGCCCGACUUUUGGCAGCACGAUGAACGUCUUGUACGGAGAGUACACGUGUGGUCAAGGUGACAUUGAUCCAAUGAACAACAUAAUCUCACACUACUUAUACUACCUUGACCUCAUGGGUAUUGGAAGAGAAGACGCCGGACCAAGCGAUGAGCUCAGUUGCGCCGAGCAGAAAGCUUUCAAUCCUUCCACUGCACCUUCCUCUGCCUCUUCGUAA
Arabis nemorensis is the source of this 966-nucleotide messenger RNA. Lineage: Eukaryota; Viridiplantae; Streptophyta; Magnoliopsida; Brassicales; Brassicaceae. The record is from the annotation of a GenBank genome assembly.